AUGACAGUGAGAAUUCCUUUGUUUUUCCUUAUGCUUAUGUUGACGCCGUUAAUUGCAAACCAAACGGAAUCUGACAGGGAUUCAGCAAUAUCUUCUCGCUUGAGUAACACAACAGAACCUGUGGCUUACGAAUUGUGGCUGGAGACGAGAAUUCACGAGAGAAUUCUUGACUACACGGGAAGAGUGAGGAUUGUCUUAAGGGCAUUAGAGGCAGCUAAUGUCAUUACUAUCAAUUCUGAGAAUCUUUUAAUCAAAAACUUCAGCCUCUACGAUCAUCUCAAUAAUAACGUUAAAAUUACUUACGAGGAUUACAAGAGACAAGCAAUUUUGGCAUUCUUCCUCGAUGAGCAUCUCAGAAUUGGUCAAAGUUAUGUUCUUGACAUUGAAUUCAUGGGAGUGCUGCAAAGCAUCCCGCGAGGAUUCUGCUACACUCGUUAUGUGGAUGAGCAUGGGGAAAUUUUCUACGUUGCCACAUCCUUCCUCCACGUCACCAAUGCAAGAAUAGCCUUUCCCUGCUACGACGAGCCUCGCUUCAGGACUACUUUUAAAAUACAUAUCACCCAUCAUCCCUCAAUGAUUGCCGCUUCCAAUAUGCCAGUAGCAAUGAUAAGAAAUAAUUCAGAUAUUUCAGUGACGACAUCCUUUCAAGAAUCUGUUACAAUGUCAGUGAAUUUAGUGGCCUUUACGGUGUGCAAUUACGUAUCUGUAAAACAUUUCCUCGAAGAAAAAAACCUAGAAGUGAGCUUCACCGUGCCAAGACACUUCGCAAAUGAGGUUGAUUUUGCUAAGGACGUUAUUAUAUCCGUAAUCAGUAAAUUUGAGGAAUACAUUGGAAUUGGAUACAACCUACCAAAGCUUGAGUCUGUUGUGGUCAAUGAUUUGAUGCACAAUGGUUUAGAAAAUUGGGGUCUUAUGGUUUAUGAUUCCAAAUCGUUGCUCUAUAACAAAAGUUUAACUACCACGAGCCAGAAAAUGGAGAUCGGACGGACAAUUUGUCAUCAACUAUCCCAUAACUAUUUCGGGAAUCUCGUAGGAAUUUCCUGGUGGAAUUAUGCUUGGUUGACUGAGGGAUUUGCCAAUUAUCAUGAAUAUUUGUUCACCAACUAUUAUUUGGAAGAGUUUCCGCUCAAUGAAAUGUUCGUUACAGAAUUCAUGCAGAAGAAUUUUGUCGAAAACUCUUACCUCAUGUCAAAUUCGCUCAACAAAUAUGUCGAAACUCGCAAGGAGAUAGAAGAUGCUUUCGAUUUUGGAAUGGUCAGCAAAGCCUCUGGAGUUAUAAGAAUGACUGAUCACAUGUUUGGGAAAAAGGUCUUUCAGAAGGGUCUUCAGAAAUAUGUCAAAGACAUGGCAUUCAAAGUAGCACAGCCCAAAGAUUUGUACAGAUGCAUUCAGGAAGCAGUUAAUGAAGAUGCAGUUUUAGAAAAAAUCAAUGUGGAGAGUAUUUUGAGCACCUGGACAGAUCAGCCGGGAUUUCCCCUGCUGACCGUCAUGAGAAAUUAUCAGACGAAUGAAAUUGUUGUAAAUCAACAGAGAUUCCUCGCAGCCCGCGACGAAUUCGAUCUUGAACGAAUCUCUUGGUAUAUUCCAUUGUCAUUCACAACAGCUCAACAUCCUGACAUGAACAAUACGCAACCAAGUGCCUGGCUUAAGCAAGGGAUGAGAGAACUUGUCAUUAGAACGAGUGACAAUCAGACAUGGACCUCAGAUGAUUGGGUGCUUUUCAAUAUCCAACAAACUGGAUAUUACAGAGUGAAUUAUGACAAUCACAACUGGAAGUUGCUUGCUAAUGAUCUCUACAAAGGCGCUCCAUACACCAUUGGAUUACUGAACAGGGCUCAGCUCAUUGAUGAUUCUUUCAAUCUUGCUUAUUCGGACAUUAUUCAAUUCAGUGUUGCUCUCGACAUCAUCAAAUACAUGAAAUAUGAGAACGAGUACUCGGUUUGGAUAACAGCUUAUCGUCAUCUCUUAACCAUGAUUCGACGAUUGGAAGGACCUUCUUAUGAAUUGUAUUUCGGGAGAUUUCUUCAGCAUCUGACUGAGACACACUUUGAGAAACUCGAUGUGUUUGAAAAUCUCCACGGAAAAGAUAGUGUUAGAAACACCUUCCUCAGACCAAUUAUUGUAGAUCUUGCCUGUCGCUCAGGAUUAGGAAAGUGUCUAACUGCAACAAGAACAAUGGUGACAGCAGAAGCUCUUACGGGUCAUGUUUUGACACCCCUUGAAAAACCUUCGGUCUACUAUUGCCAUGGACUCAAGAAUGCGGAUGAGAAGACAUUCCAGUAUUUUUGGAAGAAACUGAAUUCUCUCACGAAUGAACAAGAAAGGAUACAUAUAACAACGUCUAUUGGCUGCUAUCAUAACUUUGAUUCUCUGUAUUCUCUUCUCCUGGAAACUGCAAAUCCACACCUAGUGGAUGUCUUUUACACAAAUCUCGAGAGAUUCCAAAUCCUCGUCAACACUGUGAGAAAUGGUCACUUGCGUGUUGUCUUGCGAUUUCUCAGAGAAAAUCACGAUGACAUCUCCAGAACCUACACUUACAAUAUCCGCAUGGAACAAGCUCUAAAGGAUAUUGCAGCAUGUAUGCCUGAAGAAACGCAGCAAGAGUUUGCUGAUGUGUUGCAAGUGCUCUUGAAAGCGGGACAUAUAAACACCAAUUUGGUUGAAAGAUGCAUGAUUGAAAUGGAACUUCAUCGAACCUGGAUGAAUGAGAAUCAAAUGAAAAUCGAAAAUUGGAUAAAAGAAUAUUUUCGACCAGCGCUUCAGAGCUCUGGCGUGAUGUCCGUGAUUUGUUUUCCAUUGCUUCUGAUUGCGGUUGAACAAACACUUUUCCGUGUUUUCUAA
Molecule: messenger RNA, 2841 nt
Organism: Phlebotomus argentipes
Lineage: Eukaryota; Metazoa; Arthropoda; Insecta; Diptera; Psychodidae
Product: aminopeptidase N-like
Exons: 3
Coding region: 1-2841 (946 amino acids)
Biological process (GO): proteolysis; peptide catabolic process
Cellular component (GO): cytoplasm
Molecular function (GO): peptide binding; metalloaminopeptidase activity; zinc ion binding
Source: RefSeq, a predicted model, not a curated record